AUUUCCUUCCGCUUGGCUAUUGGUGAUACGAAGUGCGUUUGGUUCUGAUUUAACGAUUUGUUAAGUGGAAAUUGUCACGGAAGUUGAAGGUUGGCUAAUUAUUAGAGCAUCUCAGAGUGGCAGAAGUGAUUGAAUAAAGUGCUGCAGACAGUAUUGUUGGAUUGUGGUGUUCUGUGCAUUUGAGAACUAAUUGGUGCACUCAUGCCCUCUCGUUCACCAUCACGGCAGCCCAGUGCAAGCACAUCACGUGCUUCACGCCGCUCACCUAGCUCUUUUCGAAGUCGAGGUACAGGUCGCUCAUCUCCAUCCGAAAAACGACGGCGUGUUGAGCCACAGCCGGGAAGCUCCCGUCAUGGGGUAUCUCCACCCACAUCUCGUUCCCGGGAACGCAGGGAAUUCAGACCAUCUCCUGAGCUUGGGCACAGUAGCGAAGUCCCAGAGUUUCCCAUGAGACAUCGGAGUCGCUCUCCGCCAAUGCGUGGAUCCAAAGUGCGUUCAUUCUCUCCAGUGCCACCAUCAAAGAGAAAAAUGUCUCCUUCAUCCAAGAGGGAGCGUGUACCUCGAGAUGUAGACAGAGAGCGUUCUGGUCGUAUGCCCUCAAGGAAACGUACUAGGUCAAAGAGUCCUACAGCAGCUAGUGGUUCCCACACAAGUGCUACACGCAUGGUGUCUCCUGCAUAUGCUGAAGAAGUAUCUCCACCACAGUAUGCUGGUCCUUCAGACCCGUACGGUGUUGCAGCUGGUGUAGAUGUGGAACAUGUGACUAGAAAUGUUGGUGAAAGAUUUAGGGGUUCCAGUUCGGGCAAGUAUGAAGAGACUUUUGAAAGACCCGUUUUCCGUGGUCCUGAUGGCUCUGCUGGUUAUGAUAUCAAUGAAUUGAAGAAAGUUGUAAUCAAUAUAAGCCGAGAACUGCCAGUAAACAGGGCACCAGCAGAGCGUGUUGUUAUCAAUCCAGAAGAUGUGGUGUUGGUUCGGCGGCCGGGUGAGGGUUCUCGCCCAAUUUUUGCACGCGAGGAAAUUAUGCAGGCGAGCACAGAACGUGCCAUCAUUCCACCAGUUGAUGAUCACCGUCGAAUUGUGGCAAUUCGUGAUGUGGAUCCACCUCGUAUAUCAGGUUCCCAUUCUCGCUAUGAGCCACCUUCGCCACCUCCACCACCACGCUACUCAGAAGGCCGAUCACGUGAUGCAUACUAUGUACCAGAACAUCGUGAGUCUGCAACACCGUUGACAUCACAUCGUGAUUAUGGUCGUACUCAUCGUGACUAUGAUCGUCCUUCUACAUCUGGGUAUGAAAGGGACAGAGAGAUGAUCGCUAUGAGAGACGCGGCGGUGAUGACUUACGUCAUGAGUUAGAUCUCCGCCGACGUGAUGACCGCUAUCCCAGUCAUGGGGAGGUAGUGCGCACAUAUGAACGUGGACGAGACUAUCGUGGAGAUUCCAGCAGUAGGGACCAUGACCGUGGGGAGCUAAGUCACUCACGUCACCAUCGCCGUGGAAGCAGAGAUCGUAGUGAUGAACGUAUGGAUCGUAUGGAACGUAUAGAUCGUAUGGAACGUAUGGAACGCAUGGAACGU
Molecule: messenger RNA, 1574 nt
Organism: Schistocerca piceifrons (Central American locust)
Lineage: Eukaryota; Metazoa; Arthropoda; Insecta; Orthoptera; Acrididae
Product: serine/arginine-rich SC35-like splicing factor SCL33
Exons: 9
Coding region: 202-1353 (383 amino acids)
Source: RefSeq, a predicted model, not a curated record